ACUACAAACAUCAGUAUCAGCUUUCAGUUUUAAUUUGUUAUUAAUUACAAAUCCAAUCCCAGUCAUGGCUUUCAAGUACGUCCUGUUGUCCUUCUGCGCUUUGGUGGGCGUGGCCAGUGCUGGUUUCCUGGCUCCUGCCACCACCUAUGCCGCUGCCUCCAUUCCGGUGGUCACCAAGGUGGCUCAGCCCCAUUACGAUGCCGUCGGCACCACCCAGCAGAAUGUGGUGCGCUCCUUCGGAGGCACUGUGUCCACCUACUCCAAGAAUGUGGUCACCCCGUACUCGAGUGUCAGCAAGGUGGACUCCCGCACCACCAACAACGUGUACACCCCGAAGACCCUCUACUCGGCGCCUGCUCCCGUGAUCACCAAGUCCUUCUACACCGCUGAACCAGCUCCCGUUCUGGCCAAGACCGUCUACUCCGCUCCUGCUCCCGUUCUGGCCAAGACUGUCUACUCCGCUCCAGCUCCCGUUCUGGCCAAGACCGUCUACUCCGCUCCAGCUCCAGUUUAUGCCGCUCCUGCUCCCGUUUUGGCCAAGACUGUCUACUCCGCUCCUGUGGCAAAGGCCGUUUAUGCUGCCCCUGCUCCAGUUUACGCUGCUCCUGCUCCCGUUUUGGCCAAGACUGUGUACUCCGCUCCUGCUCCAGUUUACUCCGCUGCUCCCGCCGCCUUCGUGAAGUACUCGCCCGCCGCUGUGGUCGCCCAUGCCAGCUUCGAUGGAUUCGGCUCCCACUGGGGAUACUAG
This is a messenger RNA of Drosophila rhopaloa, 748 nucleotides long. Its product is annotated as cuticle protein 76. The record is from RefSeq and is a predicted model, not a curated record. Bases 65 to 748 code for a protein of 227 amino acids. NCBI's taxonomy places the organism in Eukaryota, Metazoa, Arthropoda, Insecta, Diptera, Drosophilidae. The transcript has a single exon.